Microsporum canis CBS 113480 is the source of this 699-nucleotide messenger RNA. RefSeq lists its product as uncharacterized. The record is from RefSeq and is a predicted model, not a curated record. The transcript has a single exon. Lineage: Eukaryota; Fungi; Ascomycota; Eurotiomycetes; Onygenales; Arthrodermataceae. The coding region runs from base 1 to 699 and encodes 232 amino acids.
AUGAAUAAAACGGAAACAGAUGGGCUUAAUAGCCCAGAGCCAACGGACAGUGGCCCAAGGACGUUUCUUGACCCUGAGGGGGGAACUCCAACAUCAGCCAUUCUCGACGAAUCAGUUACUAAACGAAGACGCCAGGCGGAAUACCUCCAUCGGCCGCCUGUAUGGAAUAUUCGACCCUCCCACGAUACCCCGCCAAAUCAUCUUGAUUCUCAGUCCAGCCUCGAAAAUCCACCUAAUCACAGAGAUGCAGGAGUUCAAGACGCAUGCCAAUUCUGCUUACAGAGACUACCAGGCCCAGCUCUUUCUCCUAAUGCUCCUAAUCACCGCAGGCGUUGUCCGGCCCUCGACACGCCCGCUACUAUUGGGAGGUCUCUGCGAAAGACAAUCUCUUUUCUAAGGGAUAGGUCCAAACCAUCCACUUCCACCAUCCCGCCAUUCGAUGCUAGUCCGAUAACAAACCGCGAAGUUACCCUCCCAAGUCUUCAGGCUCGCGGUAUACGCCCUGAUGGCACUGUCUUCGAAGUCGGUAGUAUAGCAGCCACAGAUAGCGAUGGCUCCCUUCCGUCUAAAAAUUCAUGGUCUAAAUUAGCCGGCUUCGUUACUAAACUACCAGCCCGGCUUAGGGAGUCUGUGCGAAGAAGGAAUGUUAAAAAACGGUCCCCAUAUAGAGCUAUAGCCGAAGAUUCGUUGGGUUCCUAG